This is a messenger RNA of Closterium sp. NIES-67, 7426 nucleotides long. NCBI's taxonomy places the organism in Eukaryota, Viridiplantae, Streptophyta, Zygnematophyceae, Desmidiales, Closteriaceae. The record is from the annotation of a GenBank genome assembly.
UAGCCGCCACAAUCAAUACACACCCCACCCUCGAGCCAUAUUGAAAGAGGAAUGAAUGACGGACGCGCGACUUAGUUCUAGUCCGUGGAAUAAGCUUAGAAACCAGUUGCACUGAUGGAUUUUACUCUCUCCUGUAUGUGUGUGAAGGGCUGAAAUCUGCUUAGAAGGUCGGAAUAGUGCGGUAUUUGCGCUUGACGCAACAAGGCCCGAUCUAGCAACCAUAAUCGCUGAAAGAGGAAUUCUAGCGUGUAAUCCGCUGGAUAGCCGACUGCGCAACGAUGUUCAAAGGCCUGCGUUCCCGCAGCAAGGAGAAAUUCGAGUUUCGGCUUCGCUUCCACGCCACACGCCUACCGCCGCUGAGCCAUGAGUGUCUGCACGUGUCGCUGUACCAGGACACGGGGCGCCUCCAGAGCCAGACGAGCCGCGCGGGUGUGAAGAACGGCGCGUGCCAGUGGGUCGACAUGCUGACGGAGGUGGUGAAGCUCACCCGCGCCAAGGGCAGCAAGGCGUACGACGCCAAACACUACCGCCUCGUCGUCGCCUCGGGUCCGUCCAAGGCGUCCAUUCUUGGCGAGGCGUCUCUGAAUCUCGCCGAUUUCGCCGCAUUUUCGCAGCUGGACCAGCGAUCUCUGCCGUUGCGCUGCUGCGAGGCGGGCUCCGUGCUGCAUGUGACGGUGCACUCCAUUCCGCUCGAGAACCGUCACGCGCCCAACUCGCACUCCGACGACGAGUCCGAGUCGCUGGACGGCGCGGCGCCGCGCUCACCGCUCUCCCUGUCCUUCACGCGGCACCGGCCGUACGACACGGAGAGCGAAGACGACCGCGGAGACGAGCGCGAGGACGACGACCGCGGGAGGGCGAGAGGCACGGCGGACGACGAGAGUGAGGCGGAGGAGCGCAUGUACGCGAGGGGGGCGCGGUCGCGGUCUGGACGGUACAGCAGCAGCGUGGCGUCGGAGCCCGCGGACUCGCUGCCCGCCACACCCGUAUCCAAACCCGCCAUCGCUUCUGCCGCUGCGCUCUCCAAGUUGCAGCUUUUCACCGGCUCGGAGCGCUCCUUGACCGCGCCAUCCACGCCGCCCCGCUCGCUGCACUCCCCGCGCACGCCACCGCCGCUCGCGCAGGUCACCUCAGGCCCCUCGGCGCCUGACUUUUCCCUCUCCCCGCCCCCCACCCUCCGCGCGCACCAUCUGCCCCCCCGCAAGCACGACCCCGACUACGCGCGCGACAGCGAUCGCGACUUAAGCGACGCGACGCCAGCGGCGCCGCCGCCGCCGGCGCCUGGAGGAGGCUUUACACGCGGCCUUAGCAGCCCGCGCGCUUCGCCACGUCAUUCCUCCCUGUCUGACGUGUCUCCGCCUCUCGAACCCCCGCCGUUCCUUCACUCCGCCCGCGCCUCGUCCCGACCCAGCUCCCCCAUGCGCGCAGCGGGCAGCGCGCGCAUGGGAGGAGCCGGCGGAAUGGGGGGAGUAGGCGGCGGUUGGCGCGGAGAAGGUGCGGGCGUAGGCGGAGUUUCCGACUGCGCGGGAAGCGGCAGUGUGAGCGGAAGCAGCAGCAGCGUGGGGGGAUGGAGCAUAGCGCGCGGAAGCAGCGCGUCUAUAAGCCGCAGCAGCAGCUGCGCAAGCAGCCAUGGCGGGUGGUCCAUGGGCUCGUUCCGUGGAGCGCAGUCGCCCGUCAGUCGGAAAACCCUGCUGGCGGAUCUCCAGCAGCAGCAGCAGCAGGCGGGGGGCAUGGGGCCGGACGUAAAGGCAACGCUGGCGCAAGCGGAGCGGAAAGUGGGCGCAAGCGGAACGGAGGUUACUCGUGCGUCCUCCGGCGCGGGUGCUGGUGGCGCUGGGCAGGGCGCGGGGAUGCGGAAUGCGGCAGAUGGCAUGGCGCUGAAUGCGCGGGUGAAUGUUUACGGUCAAGCGGAGUCCGGGGGCAGGUCCGCGGGCAGUUCCGCCACGCAUCCGGCGGAACCGGGGGAGCUGCGGGGAGCGGAGGCCGGGGCGUGUCGGAUCAGCAGGAGUAGGAGCGUAAACGGUGGGGCGGAGGGGGGAAACGACGCGCUGGUAGCGGCGGACGGCGCUGCCGCGCGAGUAGCGGAGGAGUCUAACGUUCCGGGGUGGCAGGUGGAGCGGCUGCGGGCGCAAAUUGCGCGCGCAAGGGCGCAGCAGACGAAGGUGGAGGAGGAGCGCGACCGGCUGGCGGAAGAGCUGCGCCGCGCGCAGGCGGAAAGCCGCGCAGGCGGAAGCGGGGGAGCCGGAGGUGGGGGGACGGGCACCCUCGGGGCAACGACCAGCAGCAGCAGCAACGGCAGCGGAAGCGGAUUGUGGGGGAGCGGGUGGGAGGCGAGCGGGGGGGAGGGGAGCGGCGGGGAGGGGGCGCAUAGCUCGACGGACGGCGGGGAGAGCAGCGGACGGGAGGCGAUGGAGGAGGCAUUGCGGGCGCGGGAGGACGUGGCGCGGCUAAGGGAGGAGGUGUCGCGCGUACGGGAGGAGGCGCGGUACUACAAGGACGUCAGCGCGCGACUGACGGCGCAAGUGGACAUGCUGCGGUCCACCAACGAUUCGCUCAAGCAAGAAGCGCGCCAAGCCACGGAAGACGCCAGCAAGGCGCGCCGGGAGGCGCAGGAGCUGGCGGCGGCGGGGAGGGAGCGGGAGCGCGCGCUGCGCCGCAUGGAGGGGGCGGCGGAGGAGAAGGACCGGGCGUGGCGGGACCGACUGCAGCGGCUGGCGGAGGAGCGCGGAGAUCUCGAGACGAAGCUCCGGCGCGCGGAGGCGGAGCGGGAGGAGGCGGAAGAACAGCUCCGCGCGCUCAGCGAUUCUCGAAGGGGCGGGAACGGGGAGAGCGCAGGGGGUAGCGCGGAGGAGUUGCGGGAGUUGCGCGCGCGGGUGGCGGAGAGCGAGCGCGAGGUGGAGGAGCUGACGCAAGAGAGCCUGCAGCUCGCGGCGGGGCUGAGCGCCGCGCGGAGAGAUGUGGCGGAGCGAGAGGCGCGGAUUAAGGAGCUCCAGGUGCAGGUGAGCGUGCUGCAGCGGUGGGAGAGGCGGGAGGAACGGCGGAGUAAGGGGGGAGAUGAUGGGGGGGUGAGGCGGAGAGAGGAGGGCGGAGGGGAUGAGAGCAGUGAAGGCGCGGAGCAGGUGCAGCAAUUGCAGCAACAGCUGCGGCGGCAGGAGGAGCAGGCGCAAGCGGCGGAAGAGCAAGCGCGACGACUGGAGGAGCAGGUGCAAGCGGCGGAAGAGCAAGCGCGACGACUGGAGGAGCAGGUGCAAGCGGCGGAAGAGCAGGCACAAGCGGCGGACGAGCAGGCGCGGCGACUGGAGGAGCUGCGCGCGGAGCUGGAAGCAGCAGUGCAGCGCGGCAGGGAGCAAGCGGAGGAAGCGGAGAAACGCGCGGAGCAGUUGACGCAGCAGCUGGCGGACGCGCAUAGGGCCGCGUACGACGCGGAGGAGGCGCAGAAGCGCGCGGAGGGGAAGGCGCGACUGGCGGAGAUGAGCGCGGAGCGGCUAGGUAACCGCGUGCGCGCGCUGACGCCCCUGGAAGGGCGCGUGGGGGAGCUGGAAGAGGAGCUGCGCGUGGGGAUGGAGCGCGUGCGCGUGCAGGAGCGGGUGAAGGCGGAGGCGGAGGCGCGCGCGCGACAGCAGGCGGAGCUGCUGGCGGAAGUGCGGGUGGAGCUGGAGGACGAGGUGCGGCGGCUGGGCGACCAGGUGGAGGGCCUGCAGCAGCGGUGCAGAGCGGUGCAGGGGGAGAGAGACCGGCUGGAAGGGGAGAGGGACAGACUGCAGGGGGAGGUGAAGCAAGCGAGCGCGGCCCUGGCGCAAGCGGGCAAGGCGGAAGAGGAGGGGAGGCGCGCGCGGGAGCAGGUAGAGGCGAUGAGGCGGGCGGUGGAGUCCCUGGAGAGAGGCAAGAGAGACGCGGAGGCGGAGGCGAAGGGCGCUAGGGACGCGCGGCGAGCGGCGGACGUGAGAGUCGAGGAGCUGACGGUGCAGCUGGCGUCGCUGAGAGAAGUGCUGCAGGAGCAGGCGGAGCGCGCAGAAGCGGGGAGGAAGGCGGCGCAGGCGCAGGCAGAAGUGCAGGGAUUGGUGAGGGAGGUGGCGCGGUUGAAGGAGGAGGUGGAGAGGGAGAGGAGGGGGAAGAGCACGGCUGAAGAGGUGGUGGUGGUGCUGCAGGGGAAGGUGAAGGAGGUGGGGGAGAGAGUGAAGGAGCAGGAGGAGCGGUGCGCGGAGCAGCAGCGGGUGGUGGAGGAGAGGGAGAGGCAGAGGCGGGACGCGGAGGGCAGGGCAGCGCGGCUGGAAGAAGCGCUAAGGACGGUGGAGGAUGAGCUGGCGCACAGCCUGGCUUUAAGGAGGCAGGUGCAGGAGAGGGAGGUCCAGCUGGAGGCUGAGGUGGCAGAGCUGACGGGGAAUGCUGCCAGGCUGGCGGCGGCUGUGCGGGCAGCGGAGGAGAGGCUGGCGGAGGCGGAAGAGGAGGCGGAGAGGAUGAGAGGGGAGAUGGGGAGGAUGAGGGGCGAGCAGAGGGAGGCGGAGGAGAGAUUGGCGGAGGUGGAGGAGGCGAGGAGACGGCUGGCAAGAGAGGUGGAGCGGGGGGCAGCUGCGGGUGCUGCGAGUGCUGUGCGAGGGGAGGGUAAGGCAGGGGGCAGGGGAGAGGAGCAGGAGGUACGGGGAGAGGGAGGGCGGGCAGAGGUGGGGGAGAUGGCAGGGAGCGGCGGUAUGGAGCAGCAGCUGUGGGGGCGGCUGGAGGAGCUGCUGGGUGAGAAGGAGGAGGCGGUGCAGCGGGCGGUGAGGGUGGAGGAGGGCAUGCGGCGGGAGAGAGUGGCGUGGGAGGUGGAGCGGGAGGAGGUGAGGGGCGAGGUGGAGCGGAUGAGGGGCGAGGUGGAGCGGAUGAGGGGAGAGGUGGAGCGGAUGAGGGGAGAGGUGGAGAGAGUGAGAGCAGAGGCGGAGAGGGCCAAGAGAGAGGUGGAGAGGGUGGAGGAGGAGCUGAGUAAGACCAGGGAGGCGGCUGCUGCUGCUGCUGUGGCAGCGGAGGGGGGCAGUGGCGGUGGGAGGGUGACUGGCACAGGGGAAGGAGCAGGAGCAGGAGGGGGAGGGAAGGGGGUGGGAGGAGAGGGGCCUGCGAGGAGGCUGAUGAGCCAGAUGCAGCGGUGGAGCUGGGUUAGUGCCAGUGCUGCCACUGCUGCUGCCGCUGGUGUUGCCUCUGGUACCACCACUGGCGAUGCGAGUGCUGCAGCUGACAAGGCAGGCACGAGCGAAACCGAGACAGAGAACCAUCAGCAGCAGCAGCAGAGGGCAGAGGUGGGGGAGGCAAGCCCGGAUGGGAGCAGCGUGUGGGAGGAGAGGGCACAGAGGCUGCAGGAGGAGUUGGACGGACUCAAGGCACAGGUUCAGGCAGAGAGGACGGCCAGGGAGGCCAGUGAGCGGGCGAACGACGAGUGCGCACGGCGGGUGAGGGAGGUGGAGGAUCAGCUGCAGGUAGCCAGGCAGCAGGUGGCAGACGCGGAGAGGAAGGCAGACAGGCACGGCAGAGCAGAGGAGGAGGUAUCUGCGCUGCGGGCCGAGCAGGCGGUGCUGCGACGGCAGGUGGAGGACGCACGGAAGCAGGCCGCCGGUCUGGAGAAGGCGAGGCUGGAGCUGGAGACGGAGCAGAGGCGGCUGGCGCAGCAGCAGGGAGCGAGUGGGGACAAGAAGCGAGGCGGCGACAAGGAGUGCGAGCGGCUGCGAGGGGAGCUGCUGAAGGAGAGGCUAGAGAAGCAGGUGGUGGAGGAGCGGCGCGUGCUGCUGGCGGCGCGGCUGGUGGCGAUGGAAGGCGAGCUGGCGGCGCUGCAGGAGGUGCGGCAGCGCAACGCGGAGCUGGAGGCCGAUGCGGAGACGAUGAGGGUGGCGGCGGAGCAGCUGCAGGCCGCUGUGAAGGCCAUGGAGGAGAAGAUGGCUGCGGCGCAUGGGAAGGAGGGCGGAGCAGGGGACGGAGGAGGAGGGGGAGGAGGAGGGGUGGUGGGUGGCGGUGGGGUGGGGUUUGAGAUGGCGCAGAAAGCUGGGGGCGGUGGGUUGGGGAACGGUGUGGGUGGGGUGCAGAGAGGGAGUGUGGUGGUGGUGAGUGAAGGGGAUGGGAGAGGGAGUGUGAGUGGUGAAGAGGGGAUGAAGGGGGGUGAUGAGGGGACUGCAUGCAGUAGCUACGGUCUGCCCCAUGGCAGGGUGCCUCAAGGGGGGAGGCUCAGGGAGGAGCGAGUGGCACGGGGGGGAGGCGGAGGAGGAGGCGGAGGAGGCGGAGGUGGGGCACCAGUCAAGGCAGCAGCAACACAGACUCUCAGAACUCAGCCGCACCAGCAGCAGUCCCAGCAGCGGGCACGGGCAUCCAGCCCCGUUGUAGGAAGGGCAGGCAGUGGGGGCAGCGGUGCAGGGGGGGGAGGAGGAGGAGCACGAGGAGGGUCGGGUGGCGAGGGGCUCAGGAGGGGCGUGAGUCCCCUGCGUGCGUCCACCCAUGCGCGCUCGGCCAGUCCUGUGCGCACUGCUAGCCCCGCACGGAGUACCCGGCAGACAGCAGCAGGUGGCGGCAGCGGAGUGGCAUUUGGUGGCACUGUGGCGGCACGCCAUGCGUCACCAGCACGCACUGGUAGACUGCAGGCGCAGCAGCAGCACAGUGUGGGGGUGGCAGGGAUGGGGAUGGGAGCAGCAGGGAGGGCAGCUGGGGGGAAGGGCAGUGGUGGCGGUGCGAGUGCAGCGCAUGUGGGUACAGGAGGAAGCAGUGUGGGUAAUCAUCGGCACUUGGGCAUGAUGGGUGCUUCGCACACUGGCGCCAGUGCUGGCGGUGGCGGUGGCGGUGGCAGUGGUGGUGCAAGCAGCAUGUACGGGGGCCGAGGUGGGGGGGCGGCUGCAGUGGCCGCUGCAAUGAGGCGGAGCAGUGAUCGCAGUAAUGCGGCAGUGGUGAUGCAAGCUGAGGCCAGCAACGGCCAUAGCAAUGGCGGCAUUGGCAAUGGCACCGUGACUGCAAGUCUGCUGGACAGCAUGGGCGCCUCGAGCUUACUGGAUGAAGGCGCAACAAACCCACUGUUUGAGGACGAAGAGAUCUCCAGCAACAGCUCGUGUGAGGGGCUGCCAACCAAGAUGGCACAGCACAUGCAAUUCUUUGGAGCUGGUAGCGGAAACACUGCCAUGCCUGGGAGCUCAAGCAGCAAUGUCGUUGGUGGCUCCAGCAGCAGCAGCAGUGCCAUCAACUGGCAUGGUAACCCACAAGCGGUGCAAGCAUUGUGGAUGGGAAGGGAGGCCCCUGGUGGCCAAUACAUGCCCUAGAUGCGCAGCUGCACGUGCAAGCGAGCAUGUGCAGCAUAUACUACUAGCACAUGCUUGUUUUAUACAAUAAUAAACUUGGCAUUAGCCUUGGUGUUACAGCAAAGCGUCUCCUGCCCAAUGUGGCAUUUCCUGCUUAUACACGUUAAUAUAAUACUAGCCACUAA